Molecule: messenger RNA, 402 nt
Organism: Trachymyrmex cornetzi
Lineage: Eukaryota; Metazoa; Arthropoda; Insecta; Hymenoptera; Formicidae
Exons: 1
Coding region: 1-402 (133 amino acids)
Source: RefSeq, a predicted model, not a curated record
AUGAAGACGGCAAACUACAACGUCACUGCUGUUCAAUGUCAAAAUAAAAUGUCAGGACUAAAAAGAACUUAUAAAAAUAUAAGUGACAGCAACAAAAAGUCAGGUAAUCAUUCGAGUUCUUGGACCUUUUACUCUGCUAUUUAUUCAAUAUUUGGAGAAAAGGCAUGGGUAGGACCUUUAUCAAUAGCUAGCAGCGAUAGUCCAUGCUCUCCAAGCACUUCAUCCACCUUGUCAGAGAUAUCAGCAGAUGAACAAAAACCAAAGAAAAGGCGAGUGGAAUCUAUUUUAGAAUCAUUCAUUACAGAAAUGAAAAAAGAUAAGCAGAAGGAGAGGGAUGAGAGAGAACAGCGAAGAGCUAAGAAAAGGAAGAAGUUACAGAAGAGGUUUAAUCAUGGUCUAUAA